GGCAAGCAUUUACUGGUCGAACGAAACAGUGCAUAAAGCCUGUGCCUCGUCACCAAACACUCUGCUUCUGGCGAUCGGCCUACUUGCAGAUCAAAUUUCAAAGUUCAAACCCUCGCAUCACCUGCACUCCAAGUUCAAGGAUUGAGAAGCUCUAAAUAGUUCUUCAAUCCUGUAUACUGGUAAUGGCUUCAAAACGCAUCACUAAGGAGUUGAAGGACCUACAGAAGGAUCCUCCUGUUUCUUGCAGUGCUGGCCCUGUUGGUGAAGACAUGUUUCAUUGGCAAGCUACAAUUAUGGGCCCUGCAGACAGCCCUUAUGCAGGUGGUGUCUUCCUAGUGACUAUUCACUUUCCUCCAGAUUAUCCUUUCAAGCCCCCAAAGGUUGCAUUUCGAACAAAGGUAUUUCACCCAAACAUCAACAGCAAUGGAAGUAUCUGUCUUGAUAUUCUGAAAGAGCAGUGGAGCCCUGCUCUUACAGUUUCUAAGGUUCUGCUGUCAAUCUGCUCCCUGCUGACAGAUCCAAACCCAGAUGAUCCUUUGGUGCCUGAGAUUGCUCACAUGUACAAGACUGACAGAGCCAAGUAUGAGAACACUGCCCGUUCUUGGACUCAGAAAUUUGCCAUGAACUAGUAGUUCUUGGCAUGCUUUUGAUUUUGCUUCUGGGCAGGUCAUGUGCAAACAAAUGAAAUAGGUUUAUACAUAAAACAAAUAGUGUUGCGCUUUUAUGUAAUUUUAAUAAUUAUCCAUACUUCAAGAUUCAGGUUUAUGGGGUUUCAAAACGUUUGCCCAGAAUUUGUAUCUCCCCAUUUUAUAUUUUAAUAUGCGUUGUUGUUUUUAAA
Messenger RNA from Prosopis cineraria, 838 nucleotides. Its product is annotated as ubiquitin-conjugating enzyme E2 28-like. The record is from RefSeq and is a predicted model, not a curated record. Gene Ontology annotation, molecular function: ubiquitin conjugating enzyme activity. Gene Ontology annotation, biological process: protein polyubiquitination. The transcript has 5 exons. Lineage: Eukaryota; Viridiplantae; Streptophyta; Magnoliopsida; Fabales; Fabaceae. The coding region runs from base 183 to 629 and encodes 148 amino acids. Gene Ontology annotation, cellular component: nucleus.